AUGAAACCCCAGUUCAUGGAGAUAUUUGUAAGUUGCAUGCAGAUAUUUACAUAGGAACAUCCAACUAAAACAUCAGCCAAUCAGUCCACUAAAGGCAAAAGCUGUUUGAGUACCUGCAAUGUGUUGGAAAUUGGGGCAAGGAAGCGGGAGAUAAAAGAUGAAUGAGACGUGGGUGCUGCCUGGAGGAUGUCACAAGAGCUGGUGAUGCUGCUGGAGUGGUGGUCGGGCACGGAGUGCAUCAUCCACACAGACCCCCGGGCGUACCCCAAGUAUGGAAAGGAGAAUGCCAUCGUGGUUCUGAACCACAAGUUUGAGAUUGACUUUCUCUGUGGUUGGAGCCUGGCCGAACGCUUUGGGGUUUUAGGGGGCUCCAAAGUCCUGGCCAAGAAGGAGCUGGCCUACGUCCCCAUAAUCGGCUGGAUGUGGUACUUCACGGAGAUGGUCUUCUGCACGCGCAAGUGGGAGCAAGACCGCAAGACCGUCUCGCAGAGCUUGCUGCACCUCCGGGAUUACCCAGAGAAGUAUUUUUUCCUGAUUCACUGUGAGGGCACCCGCUUCACAGAGAAGAAGCACCAGAUCAGCAUGCAGGUGGCUCAGGCCAAGGGGCUGCCCAGCCUCAAGUACCACCUGCUGCCGCGCACUAAGGGCUUCGCCGUCACCGUGAGGAGUUUGAGAAAUGUAGUUUCAGCUGUAUAUGACUGUACACUCAAUUUCAGAAAUAAUGAAAAUCCAACACUGCUGGGAGUCCUAAAUGGAAAGAAAUAUCACGCAGAUUUAUAUGUUAGGCGGAUUCCUCUAGAAGAAGUCCCGGAAGAUGAGGACAAGUGUUCAGCCUGGCUCCACAAACUCUACCAGGAGAAGGAUGCCUUCCAGGAGGAGUACUACAGGACAGGCACCUUCCCGGAAACGCCCAUGGUGCCCCCACGGCGGCCCUGGACACUCGUGAACUGGUUGUUCUGGGCCUCGCUGCUUCUCUACCCUUUCUUCCGGUUCCUGGUCACCAUGAUCAGCAGCGGGUCUUCCCUGACACUGGCCAGCUUCGUCCUCGUCUUCUUUGUGGCUUCCAUGGGAGUUCGAUGGAUGAUCGGCGUGACAGAAAUAGACAAGGGCUCAGCCUACGGCAACAUCGACAGCAAGCAGAAACAGAACGACUGACUCAGGACAUGUUGCCAUCCAAAGGGGACCUUGGGAACUGGUGGACGCUGCCUUUCAUCCUUGGUGAGACCCAGUGACGAAGCUGGGUGAGCCCCUGCUGGGAAGGCAGGGAGUCUGGUCUCAACGCCGAAUGGGGAGGAAGAUGUGCUUAAAUCUUUUCCCCC
This is a messenger RNA of Ceratotherium simum simum (southern white rhinoceros), 1319 nucleotides long. The record is from RefSeq and is a predicted model, not a curated record. NCBI's taxonomy places the organism in Eukaryota, Metazoa, Chordata, Mammalia, Perissodactyla, Rhinocerotidae.